Messenger RNA from Didymodactylos carnosus, 1344 nucleotides. Lineage: Eukaryota; Metazoa; Rotifera; Eurotatoria; Philodinida; Philodinidae. The record is from the annotation of a GenBank genome assembly.
GAGAAAGAUUUUCUCUGUCUUGCUGUGUAUUAAGAAUACUAGACACUUUUGUACUAUAACACGGAUCAAGAAAAACUUUAACUAUAUUAUUUCCUUUAUUAAUCUUAGACGAAUAAAAAUAUGGCUUUAUCACCACCAAAUGAUUCAACAAAUCGAUUAAUUUCUUUAAACUUAAUUAAUAAUAAUGAUAUUGGACGUACAUUAACGUUAUUAAAAACACGAAAAGUACUUGUGAUAUACACAGGUGGUACUAUUGGAAUGAAAGCACAGAAUAAUGUUUUAGCACCAGUAGAAAAUUGUCUUCAAGAAGAAUUACGUCGUAUGAAUAUAGCACAUGAUAAACAAUAUGCCGAUUCAAUUCGUGAAACGGAUCCACGUGAAUUAUUUUUAUAUUUACCUUCACCUAAUGAAACAGAAUGUAUAGCUUAUUAUAUAUUAGAAUAUAAACCAUUGUUAGAUUCAGCAAAUAUGACUUUUGAUAAUUAUAUUCAAAUUGCAUUAAAUAUUAAAGAUGUAUAUGAAUUAUUUGAUGGAUUCGUUAUUUUACACGGUACUGAUACAAUGUCUUAUACAGCAGCUGCAUUAUCAUUUAUGUUUGAACAUUUGUCUAAACCUAUUGUAUUAACUGGAUCACAAAUUCCUAUAUUUGAAGCUCGAUGUGAUGGACGGGAUAAUUUAAUUGGUUCAUUAAUUGUGGCUGGAAAGCUGGCACAUCGUAUACCAGAAGUAACUGUUUAUUUUAAUAAUCGUUUAUAUCGUGGAAAUCGUGUUACAAAAAUUGAUUCAGAAGGGUUAAAUGCAUAUGAAUCAUAUAAUUUUCCACCAUUAGCAGAAAUUGGAAUUAAUGUUCAAGUUAAACGAGAUUUAAUUUUUGAUAAAGGAUAUGGACAAUUUGCUGUAUGUACAAAUUUAAAUAUAAACGUUGGCGUAUUAAGAUUAUAUCCUGGUAUAACAGCUAAAACUGUUCGUCAAUUUCUUGAAUCACCUAUUGAAGGUAUUGUAUUACAAACAUAUGGUUCAGGAAAUGUACCAAGUAAUCGUAUGGAUUUAUUAGAUGAAUUAAGAAAAGCAACUGAACGUGGUGUUAUUAUAGUUAAUUGUACACAAUGUAUUAAAGGUUCUGUUCAAUAUAUGUAUGAAGCAGCAACAUAUUUAAAUCAAAUUAAUGUUAUUUCUGGUCAUGAUAUGACUGUUGAAGCUGCAUUAAUGAAAUUAUCUUUUGUAUUAGCUCGAUAUUCUGAUAAUAAUAGAAGGAAGCAAAAAAUGAUUCAAAAUUUAAGAGGUGAAAUGAGUGUUAAUAAUCCUCAUCAAUACAUCAGACAACUAUCAAACUAUAAUGAUUAA